Molecule: messenger RNA, 3218 nt
Organism: Otolemur garnettii (small-eared galago)
Lineage: Eukaryota; Metazoa; Chordata; Mammalia; Primates; Galagidae
Gene: AGTR1
Product: angiotensin II receptor type 1
Exons: 3
Coding region: 1080-2159 (359 amino acids)
Biological process (GO): immune response; regulation of vasoconstriction; G protein-coupled receptor signaling pathway
Cellular component (GO): membrane
Molecular function (GO): angiotensin type II receptor activity
Source: RefSeq, a predicted model, not a curated record
UAAAUGUUUCGCAUCCUAGAGAAAUAUUCAUCCAGAAAUUAAAAGGGUGAGCAAAAUCAUCUAAAAAGCAUUUAACAUAGAGAAGUUAGGCCAGAGUUAUCAACCAAGAGCAUGGCUUUCUCUCACUCAUCUGACUUGAAGGAGAUUCUAGUCAACUUGUCCCUCGCUCGGUGCCAGGUGCUCUGCCAUGCUCCCUACUCGUGGCUGCCAGAAUUAACAGUAUGGAGGCAAGUGCAGCCAGGAAAGGCUUGGAUGGUCCAUCAUAGGCUGUGACUGGAGGACAUCUUCAGUCAAGAUGAAGACAAGGGACUAAGCAGGCCUGGAGAUCUCCUUCCUACCCGAAACACAAAAUGCCAAAUCACAGCUCUGAUUUUUUUUUUUUUUUAUUGUUUGGGAUUCAUUGAGGGUACAAAGAAUUAGGUUACACUGAUUGCAUUUGUUAGAUAAAGUCCCUGUUAUACUUGUAUCCUGCCCCCGAGAAGUGUGCCAUAAGAUUAAGACCACAAAAGCCAGAGAAAGGCCAACAUCAGGUGCACAGCUGAGAUAACGGUUUAAUGACUUUGCCAGUAUAAAAGUCAGAGUCAGUAGACGUUUGCCCUAAAAGCAAUUGAAACUGUAUUUCCUACUUAAAGCCAGGAACUGGAAUAGUACUCCCUAUUUGGGACCAAAAUUGUUUGAGUGUGGGAGGAGGGCCUAAUCUAUAGUGUCCGCAAAAAAAAAAUUUGGGAGAUUGAAAACUAAGCUUGGAAAUUGGCGUUUAAAACUUUUCCAGGUCAAGGGAGUGUCGUAUGCCCAAGCUGAAGUAUUGCAGGCUGCCACCAUCCAGACACAAAUGCUUCAUAAGGAAGAUAAUUCCCACCAAAGUUGAACUCACAGUGAAAGAUUACAAAUACCAAGAAUCUACAUCUACAGGGGCAAUACAUCGAAUUUAUACCCGAGGAACUACAAAUGGAAAAGCAACUAGGACAUGGCUCUUAACAUACAGAUAUCUAAGAUGUUAAAGGAGAUAAAGGAAAAGGUAGACUUAAUAAAACAGGAGAAGGUGCAUUUGGUACACUAUUCAACCCUAGGAGAUCAUAAUGAUUCUCAACUCUUCUACCGAUGAUGGUAUUAAAAGAAUCCAAGAUGACUGUCCCAAAGCCGGAAGGCAUAAUUACAUCUUUGUCAUGAUUCCUACUUUAUACAGUAUCAUCUUUGUGGUGGGAAUAUUUGGAAACAGCUUGGUGGUGAUCGUCAUUUAUUUUUAUAUGAAACUGAAGACCGUGGCCAGUGUUUUUCUUUUGAAUUUAGCCCUGGCUGACAUAUGCUUCUUGCUGACUCUGCCACUGUGGGCCGUCUACACUGCCAUGGAAUACCGCUGGCCCUUUGGUAACUACCUGUGUAAGAUUGCUUCAGCCAGUGUCAGUUUCAACCUCUACGCCAGCGUCUUCCUCCUCACGUGUCUCAGCAUCGAUCGCUACCUGGCUAUCGUCCAUCCGAUGAAGUCCCGCCUGCGCCGCACCAUGCUUGUAGCCAAGGUCACCUGCAUUGUGAUUUGGCUCCUGGCUGGCUUGGCCAGCUUGCCAGCUAUAAUCCACCGAAAUGUGUUUUUCAUCGAGAACACCAAUACCACGGUGUGUGCUUUCCAUUACGAGUCACAAAAUUCCACCCUCCCCAUAGGUCUGGGUCUAACCAAAAAUAUACUGGGUUUCCUGUUCCCUUUUCUGAUCAUUCUUACGAGUUACACUCUUAUUUGGAAGGCCCUAAAGAAGGCUUAUGAGAUUCAGAAGAACAAGCCGAGAAAUGAUGAUAUUUUUAAGAUAAUUAUGGCCAUCGUGCUCUUCUUUUUCUUUUCCUGGGUCCCGCACCAGAUAUUCACUUUUCUGGACGUGCUGAUUCAGCUGAAAGUCAUCCAUGACUGUAAGAUCGCAGACAUUGUGGACACCGCCAUGCCCAUCACCAUCUGCAUAGCUUAUUUUAACAAUUGCCUGAAUCCUCUCUUCUAUGGCUUUCUGGGGAAAAAAUUUAAAAAAUAUUUUCUCCAGCUCUUAAAAUAUAUUCCCCCCAAAGCCAAAUCCCACUCAGGCCUUUCAACAAAAAUGAGCACCCUUUCCUACCGCCCCUCCGAUAAUGUCAACUCGUCCACCAAGAAACCCACACCCUGUUUUGAGGUCGAAUGACACGUUCAGAACCUGUCUGGGCAGUCAUCUUGUGAAAGGAGGGGCAAGGGAAACUUUCUCUAUAGCGCUUCCCCAAAUGAACAUUAACGACCUUCCAGAAUUUAACAAGAAAAUGGAUGAUGUGGACUGAAUCACCUUCUCUGAAGCUCUGAACAAAAGCUUUUCUUUCCCUUUGCAACACAAUUAUGCAAAACUACUUUUGCAUUAGGUAGAUGACGGCUACUCAAAAAACAAUCUCAGAACCUGGAUGAAUGUACUGAUGUGGGAAAUUUUACUGACAGAAAUGCAAUCCCCUAGUCUGCUCUUGGCCUAUUAUAUUUGACUUCUGUAUAAAGGUAUCUAGACUAUGUUAAGCCUUUAGAGGAACAGCAGUUCAGCGGUCCAUAGUUCUGCCUAAUAUUCAAAAGGACAGCAAAGCUUUCGGGCCUGUUGGCUGUAAACAACCGUGGCCCACUUGCCCCUGCUACGUGACAAUUUGGACAGAGAUUUGCCAAGCAGUAGUUGUCAAGUUUCAGAACUUCUUGCAAAAUGUUCAUACAGCGUCUUAGAGCUGUACACUGCCAAAGCUAUGCUGGUAAGAAGGCUUCUUUGUAUAAUGGAGUUACAAAAGUCACAUAUAAAAGUUAAACUACUUGUAAAGAUGUUACUCUGGUCUCAGGUAGUAACGUCUUUCCAGUCCUAUGAGUUUGCUGUCAUAUCUGAGAAGUGUGUAUGGUUUGUGGUAAAAAGAUUAUACAUAUAUCAUAGAGUAUCCCUUUACUAUUUUAAAAACGUGUAUACUCUGCACACAUAUAUGUAUAUAAUCUCUAAACUGUUGUUACUUAAUUAAAAAUCUGUCGAGGUUACAUUUACCUUAAAAUAAUUUUAUUGUAAUGUAUUUAAUCUUCAUUAUUCAAAAUACCUGUAUGUGCUGAUUUAUUUUUUAAAUAAGACAACUGUGAAUAAGUAUUAACAUGUUUUCAUUUAAAUUUGGUAAAACGGAUAGUUUAUAGAUUUUGUAUAUUGCCAUUGAAAAGAUAAAGAAAAAAUAUGUCGCUUUACUGCACAACAAAGAAUAAA